ACGGACCACAACUUUAAGCCAGUCAAGAGUUCGUCCGUUCUUUCCCUACUGCUUUUCUUCCUAAGUGCUUAAUUCGAACUCCAGUCAUGGUCACAGUACACGUGGAUCAGACUCCAGGCUCAGAAGUGCCAGCUGUAUCUGAGCAGAGUCUCCCGGUAUCUUCUUCUGCUUCUUCGUUGCGCACACCGUUUUCUUUUCACGCACCAAGCACAUCAACGACAAUUUACACAUUCGGGCGUGGCAAUGGACCAGCUCAUCUACCAGAAAAGAGAGUUUCCAGUACCCCGCAAUUAGCUCUUUCCUCUACUGGAGACACGAUUUUUGAUCGUAUACGGUCUCGUAGUAGUGGAGUUGCGGAUAAGCCGCCUUCUCAUGUCUCGUCAAUAAUACCAAGGGCGAUCUCAAGCUCGCCAUCCUUUGGCCAGCAUUCACUACAUGGUCCUCUUGAUCAUGAUCCGGAUAUUCCCAUACGUUCCGUUGAAGAGGCCGCUGAUUUACCUGCAAGUAAAGCUAGUAACACUGGCACGGCGGGUCGCACACGUUCGGAGUCAACAAGCGAGUCACACUCGCGCCAGCUCUCAGAGCAGGAGAGGCUUAAUGGACACCUUGAAGGACUUCGUCUCCAGUCUUCAACUUCUCGAUCGGCCAACGCAAUUUCUGAAGCCCCGAGCCUCGUAACAAUGACACCUCUCGAUUCUUCUGUUAGGGCUUCUCCAAGAUUUACAACUCCACAUAAUUCGAGCCCGAGUGUACAAGACUACCAGGGCACAGAGAGAUCCGCCUCGACUCCGUCUAUAUCUGUCACUCCGACACCACCGAUCCUGAGCCCAAGUAAUCGUAGUAGAGUCGAUAGUUUAGCCAACGGCGUCGCGGCAUUACGAAUGAGCCCUAGCGAAAAUGGGCCUUCGCAUCCGCAGCGACCCGGUUUAAGGACUCAUUUAGAUGUUACAUCAUCUGACGCUGCCGAACACAUUAGCCCGGCACCUUCGCCCUCGCCCUCGCCCUCGCCCUCACGCACGCGACGGUCUAGCUCAGUGGCUAACCGAAUCCCUUAUCGAGUAGAAGAUGAGGAGCCACCACCGACUCACUUUCAGCAACAGGCCGUGCAACAAGCCUGUAAUAACGCCAAAGACGACAUGACACGGAUGGCUCUUGCUCUCGCAAGCGCCGAUCUCCAUCACGACCAAGGUUCGACCAUCCAUAAGCUGCAUCAGAAAGCCGUAACUAUGAGUACCUUUCAACCUCCCGAUUCGCGUAUCAUUGGUUUUGUAGGGGAUGCUGGAGUUGGCAAGAGUAGUUUGAUCAACUCAUUGUUGGAUAGAGAGGACUUUGCUAGAACAAGCAGUAGUGGCUCCGCAUGCACAUGCGUGGUUACAGAAUAUCACUACCACGAUCAGAACACCUUCCUUAUUCAUAUAGAUCACUUUACAAUCGAUGAGCUGCAGCGUCAAUUCCAAGAGUUACUACGAGCUUAUCGAGACUACGACUCACCACCCGAUGAUAAAUCAGUCGGGCAUGAUAAAGACCUCGAACGACGAGCACAUCUCGCUGGUACUACUUUUAGGGCCAGCUUUGGUCAAAGGCUGAAUGAAAACCCUGGUUUGCUACUCGACUUCCCAUUCCAGCAAGCUAUCAACAUGAUGGUGAAAUGGGCAUCUCAGGCUCUAACUACUUCAAACCAAGAUGGCAGUGCGCAUUUGCCAGAAUCAUUCGAUGACGUAAGAGGAUGCUCUGCACGGCUGCAAAGUUUGACUUCUGAAAACAAUGGGGCAAGUCAGGGAUGCCCGUGGACUUUCGUUCGCAAAGUAAGGGUCUAUAUAAGAGCUUACAUCUUGAGUAAAGGUCUUAUCAUCGUAGAUCUUCCAGGUCUUCGUGAUCUCAACGCUGCACGUCAGCAUGUCACUGAACGCUAUGUCAGACAAUGCCAUCAAGUCUUUGCUGUUACUGGUAUCGACCGCGCUGCUAGCCACCUUGGUGUUAGAGAGGUCUUUGAGUUAGCUCGCCGCGCUUCGCUCUCCAAUGUAGGCGUCAUUUGCACCAGGUCUGAUGUCAUAAAAGUAAAUGAGGCCAAGACCGACUGGCCAGCGGAGAAGACCCGCAUAGAUGAGUUCGCAAGGAAAGUUGACGAUGCAAAGACACAAUCCAAAUUGCUUGAGGCGGAAAUUAAGGAGUGCGAAGAUGAGGCGAUGGAUCUUUCAGAAGAGGAAGCCCGGGAACUCGACCAGAAACUUGUCAAGCUCAAUCGAGAAUUAAGGGCUGCUAAACGAGACAUAUCUAAGCACAAACUUGAACUGAAGCAGCACAUCAUCCAAGUCCGAAACGAAGAGAUUAUGCGGAAAAUUGAAGAUACGCACCAGAACUACCUUGAGGGUUCAAACUUGAGAACCUUCUGCAUUGGCAACAAACUUUACUGGAAGAAUCGCAAGCUACCCGCUGGCGAGGCACUACCUUAUUUGAGGCUAAGCGGCAUUCUAGCGCUACGUCAAUUCUGUAUAGGCAUCAUAGCUGAGAGCCAUCACCGUGCAACUGCACAGUAUGUCAAAGACGAAGUUCCAGCUUUCUUGGGCUCGGUAGAACUGUGGGUUCAAGCUGGAGCAGCUACGGCAACUGUCGAGCGCAGACAGCAAGUCCUUGACAUGGGAGACAAUCUGCGACGCCAGCUGAAGAAGUUAACAAGUCCAGUUUCCCGAGUUCAUGAAGUGUCUCGUGGCCUAACCAGUAUAUUCAACACACAAAUAUAUAUGCUUUUUACUCAAUUCUCGGAGCAGUGGAGUAAGGCUGCCGAAAGAGCAAGUAUGGAAUGGAAAACGUGGCACCAUUCAUCGUACUCAGCCUUCUGCCGCAACUAUGGUACCCAUAGCACAGCUGCAAAAGGAUAUCGAUGCUGGAAUGAGGAAGCAGUUGCCGAGAUGAAGAGUGAUGUCCAAGCUAUCUGGAUGAUUCUCAGGGAUGAAACACAAUCCCAUCUCAUUGGUAUUCAGGAAUUUAUUGUUCAAAGCUUCGCGGACAUGAUUAAUAGUACUACACCGUCGGGCAACAUGGAUGAUUCCACGCGCACGACGUUAGAAACUCUUACCGGCACUCUACGCCACCGUCAAGGGCUACUAGACUACGCAAUAGAAAAUGCGCUCGAGGACGUCUACAUGGAGCUGUCUACCCUGCGAAUCAACGCGCUUUCUAGUGUGCGAACCUCUAUAAUAGGACAGCUCAUAGACGACUCGUAUCACAAUGCGAAUAUGCAAUACGGAGGAGGUAGCGACCGCAUCCGCAAGAACAUUAUCACGGAGGGCUUUUCGUCUCCAACUCUUUUCAUCUACCAUCGACAGCGAAUCAAGUCUGAAUUCAUCAAAAUCGUAGACGACGUCGAAAGGAAAGCAAGCGAAGCUAUAAUGCAGCAAGUCACGCUGAUUGAAGCGGACCUUGAUACACUCAAAGAAGAAAAUAGGCUCUCUGAUAGCGAACGGAAUCCAGGCUUUAGAAAAAGGGUGGAGGAGACGUUGAAUAUCACCAAAGAACGGAUUGCUGUAGCGCGCAGGGCAUUUAGGGAGCCGGGGGAUACUGAUAGAGAGGAUGUACCUAUGACUGGUUAGCUGCGCAGGCGGAUUAAUGCAAUUUUUGUUUGAUUCACGUGUACAGGUGUGGUUGAGUCGUGCAUACUCCUAAAGUACACCUCCAUAGACUUAGGUGCUUUGGUGCCCUAUUUCUUAUUUGUUUAUUGGGUUCAAGUGGAAACCUAGUAUAUAGACGAAAUAUGCAGUAAUUGGUCGAGAA
Cucurbitaria berberidis CBS 394.84 is the source of this 3771-nucleotide messenger RNA. RefSeq lists its product as uncharacterized. The transcript has 13 exons. Lineage: Eukaryota; Fungi; Ascomycota; Dothideomycetes; Pleosporales; Cucurbitariaceae. The record is from RefSeq and is a predicted model, not a curated record. Bases 87 to 3590 code for a protein of 1167 amino acids.